Molecule: messenger RNA, 1035 nt
Organism: Lobosporangium transversale
Lineage: Eukaryota; Fungi; Mortierellomycota; Mortierellomycetes; Mortierellales; Mortierellaceae
Product: Tim17/Tim22/Tim23/Pmp24 family-domain-containing protein
Exons: 3
Coding region: 255-869 (204 amino acids)
Biological process (GO): protein import into mitochondrial matrix
Cellular component (GO): mitochondrial inner membrane; TIM23 mitochondrial import inner membrane translocase complex
Molecular function (GO): transmembrane protein transporter activity
Source: RefSeq, a predicted model, not a curated record
CACUACACUAAAACUCAAAUAACCACAGACAUUCAAAGCUGGCCUUUCCGAUUAGUUUUGAUUGCAUCUUUCUUCACUUCUACCAUUCUUUCUCUACAGUCUCAUUGAGAAGACACAUCUAGACUCAUAAGUGGAUUCAACUCUCCAGGACAAGCAAAGUAAUUUAGAGACAGGCAGAAAGUGAGAACAGGCAAUCAGGAAAAAUUUGAUCACUCUUUUUCAAAAGCGAACCCCCAUUUUUGUAUCUCAACAUCAUGUCCUCUCACCAUACCACCAACAUCGAGGAAGAGGAUAGCUUCGCUCCUAUCUAUGCUAGCCAGGAGGAUUUCAACCCCAACGACACUGUCAGUGCCUUCCUUAACACUGCUUAUGAUCCCGCUCGCCUGCAUCCACUUGCUGGCCUCGGUGGGGGUCUUGACUAUCUCAACCUAGAUGGCGAUGAAGUCCUCCCUACCUCUCAAGGCGGUCUCUUGCCCAGCAGAGGAUGGUCUGAUGAUCUCACUUACGGUACUGGCCUCACUUAUAUCACUGGACUGAGCUUGGGAGGUGCUUUUGGUUUUUAUGAGGGUCUCCGGUCAUCACCUAGCCCAGCAUUCAAGAUUCGUCUCAACACCGUUUUGAACUCAAUGACCCGUCGUGGCCCCUUUAUUGGAAACUCGGCCGGUGUGUUGGCUUUGAUGUAUAAUGGAAUCAACGGUGUUAUCGGCAAAACCCGUGGUACUCAUGAUCCCCUCAAUUCCAUUGCAGCUGGUGCUCUCACUGGCGCUAUUUUCAAGUCUACAGCUGGUCUUCGUGCGGCCGGAUCAGCUGGAGGUGUUUGUGCUGUGUUGGCUGGUAUCUGGGCCUUUGGCAAGGAGGCUGUCCUGUAAUUUAUGUCAAUCCAUCUCAUUUGUUUGCCGUCAUAUGCAUCUCGAUUCUUUUUUUUAAAAAAGACAUAUUUUGCUUUUUUUUCUCAUUGAGUAGCUAGUUUCUUGCUUUCUAUCAUGAUGGUGGGAGGCUUUUUUUUUAAAGAUAGAGCUUUGUACAAUACACUUC